This is a messenger RNA of Fraxinus pennsylvanica, 1380 nucleotides long. The record is from the annotation of a GenBank genome assembly. NCBI's taxonomy places the organism in Eukaryota, Viridiplantae, Streptophyta, Magnoliopsida, Lamiales, Oleaceae.
AUGACCGAGGAAGUAAAUUUAGCUGGUUCCACUCAAAAUCUAAUCACUGGAUCCAAUCUUCCUCCCGUAAAGAAGAAGAGAAAUAUCCCAGGCAACCCAGAUCCUGAAGCUGAAGUCAUAGCCUUGUCUCCAAAGACUCUAACGGCCACCAACAGAUUCUUGUGUGAAACAUGUGGGAAGGGUUUUCAGAGGGAUCAAAACUUGCAACUCCACAGAAGAGGGCACAACUUGCCAUGGAAGCUGAAGCAAAGAACAAGCAAGGAAGUGAGAAAGCGUGUUUUUGUGUGCCCGGAAAAGACCUGCAUCCACCACCACCCCUCGAGGGCUCUGGGAGACCUAACUGGCAUCAAGAAGCACUUUUGUAGAAAGCACGGGGAGAAGAAAUGGAAGUGUGAGAAGUGUUCUAAACGAUAUGCAGUGCAUUCGGAUUGUAAGGCUCACUCGAAGACUUGUGGCACUAGGGAAUACAAAUGUCACUGUGGUACUAUAUUUUCAAGGAGUGACAGCUUCGAAACGCAUAGGGAGUUUUGCGAUGCCUUGGCAGAAGAAACAGAAAGAGUUACAGGGACAUCUCACAUUAACAACCAUGCAGCAGGCAAUAUUAAUCAUCAUUUCAUAGGAGCACCAUUAGGGCCUAACAUGGUGCAAAACUUCUCUUCCAUUCUCAAGCCAAUCUCAAACAGUGACCAAAAUAUGGAUAAAACGAGAAGUGGUCUAUUACACUGGAUUGGCCAGAGUCCCCAGGGCCAAGAAUCCACAUCCAGAAAUUUUCAAGAGAUGCAUCAAAUGGGACUUCCUAUGAGUUCAGAAGCAUUAAAUUAUUUUCCUGAUCCUUUUGAUAUUAAUUCUUGUUCGAACUACCCACCAUCAAGUUAUCAGUUAAAUUGGGAUUUGGGGAAUAAGCUUUCGUCAAAUGGAGCUGAAGAUUUAACAAAAAUUUCAUCACUCCCUUUGAAUAAUAUUGAAGAUGUUAGCAGCCCAUCAUUAUUCAGCUGCCAACACCAAAUUUACGAGCCAUCUUUCGCCAACAUGUCAGCAACAACUUUAUUGCAGAAAGCUGCUCAAAUAGGAGCCACGACAAAUGGCCCUUCGUCAAUCCUAGAAAACUUUGAGUUUAAGUACAGUGAUAAUAAUACAAUCCAAAAUGAAAACAAAUUCUAUGGAGAACUGUAUGGUACAAAUCCAGUAACUUCUGGCAUUGGGAGUGAGGCAGAGAGUUCAGUUAGUGAUUUUUCUGGCCUAAAUCAGCUUCAAAUGUAUCCUCCUUUGAAGCGUCGACGUGUAGAGAACGACAAGAUCACAAGGGGCGAAACAAGGGAUUUCCUUGGUGUUGGGAUAGAGUCCAUUUGCCAUCCAUCAUCAGUCAAAGGAUGGAUAUGA